Messenger RNA from Archocentrus centrarchus (flier cichlid), 1019 nucleotides. Its product is annotated as serine/threonine-protein kinase pim-2-like. Gene Ontology annotation, cellular component: cytoplasm. NCBI's taxonomy places the organism in Eukaryota, Metazoa, Chordata, Actinopteri, Cichliformes, Cichlidae. Gene Ontology annotation, biological process: negative regulation of apoptotic process; protein autophosphorylation; regulation of mitotic cell cycle. The record is from RefSeq and is a predicted model, not a curated record. Gene Ontology annotation, molecular function: protein serine/threonine kinase activity; ATP binding. Bases 175 to 834 code for a protein of 219 amino acids. The transcript has 6 exons.
AGCCCUCUUUGAGGUCAGAUACCUCCAGCUUGACCUGCUCAGAAGAGGAGGCUUUGGAUCGGUUUAUGCCGGGUAAGAAAAGGAGACAAUGUACCAGUGGCGAUCAAGCACAUCUGGAAAUAGAACGUGACCUUUCAACCAGUGGUCAUAUACGGGAGGACAUGCCGGGUCCCGAUGGAGGUUCUUCUCAGGGUUAAAGUGGGAGUUGGAGCAUCGUCAGGGGAGAAGUUUCCAGCCGUGUCAUUACUGGACUGGUACGAGCUGCAGGAAGAGGUUGUCAUCGUCAUGGAGAGACCAGUCCCCUGUGACACCCUCUUUAACCACAUAUACAACAAUGCUGGACCCCUGGAAGAAGAGUUUGCAAAGGAAAUGAUGAAGCAGCUCGUGGAUGCAUCCUUGAAUAUGCUCUCCAAUGGUGUCUUCCAUUGUGACAUCAAGGCAGAAAACCUGCUGAUUGAAACCAGCUCCAAUGGUCUUCGACUGCGUAUCCUGGACUUUGGAUGUAGCUGCAUCAUGCAGGACGAGCCCUACACCCACUUCUGUGGGACAAAAAUGUUCUCCCCUCCGGAGGUUCUCAUUCAUAAGAAGUAUGAGGCUGCACCCACCACUGUUUGGCAGCUGGACGUACUUCUUUAUGAGAUGCUACACGCAAAGCAAGCAUUUACCACUUCUAAGUUCCUCCUCGGGAGCAUUAGUUUCAGCAGUGAGCUGUCCCCAGACUGCAGGAAUUUCCUGGACCUGUGUCUGACUGCAAGCCCAAAGGAGCACCGCACCUUGGAGCAGAUUCAGCUCCACCCCUGGCUCCAAAAUUCAGGUGCAACCCCACCUGACUAAAAGCCAGCCUGACCGAGGAUUAUCUGGCCUAUACAUUGGUGACCCCCUAACCCGUACACAGUUACCCUAUUGUCAUGUGUACAUUAUUCAAAGUCUAAUUCUAAUUGGAAUAAUUCAAACAAAUAAGAAUGAUAGAAAAUCCUUUUCAAUUGACUUGGAUUCUAAAUUUUCAGAUGUAAUUUGUA